Sardina pilchardus (European sardine) is the source of this 1136-nucleotide messenger RNA. RefSeq names its product THAP domain-containing protein 2-like. Lineage: Eukaryota; Metazoa; Chordata; Actinopteri; Clupeiformes; Clupeidae. The transcript has 4 exons. The coding region runs from base 436 to 804 and encodes 122 amino acids. The record is from RefSeq and is a predicted model, not a curated record.
UAGACUGUAUAUAUAGACCUGGACAGUGUGUCGUCCGUUGGAAUUGAAGCAACCGCUAGUCCAGAGCCCCCUGGUGGCUGGCUGCAGUACAAUUCGUAGCUCCGCCCAUCCCCAUGUAUUUCAAUGGGCAAGUAGCCAACUUUCCGUGUCACUUUUCUCACCUAAAACUAAUUUUAUAUUUACAACAUGUUAUUCGAAAAAAUAGUUUUCAAUGUGCUUCAAUACACACCAUUUUUCUUUUCUCUGUGAAAUUAUUUUUUUUAACGUUAUUUUAACAAAUCUAAAAAGGGCGUUGAUUGACAGUGCGUCAACGCAGCUUCAGCCGCUUGCAGCCGUUCAGUCCGUGGAGUAGGCUCGGCUGUGGUGGUGUUCGUCCGUCAGGCAACUUAUCAUAUUUGUUUUAUUUGCUGUUAUUACUCUUAUACAUUGACAGUCAUGUCGUGCUGUGCUGUUGGUUGUACUAACGGGCCAUCCCAGAGAAGCUCUGUGCAGUUUUUUCGUUUUCCUUUAGGUGUGCAGCAUGCAGACAGACUGAGACGAUGGCUGGUGAACAUAACACGACAAGACUGGGAGCCCAGCAAGUCAUCUCAUCUCUGUAGUCUUCAUUUUGAAGACCAUGAAUUCACCAUUGAUACCUAUGGGAAUCGUCUGACUUGCACUGCAGUACCAACUGUGUUCUCCCUUCCUGACCACCUGGUGAAGAGACCUGCUAGUAGAAAGGGGGUAUUUUGUCUUCCGCCUCCCUCCUGCACCACCACCACCAUCGCCAGAGCUGAAGGUCUACGCCACCAUCGCCAGAGCUGAAGGUCUACGCCACCAUCGCCAGAGCUGAAGGUCUACGCCACCAUCGCCAGAGCUGAAGGUCUACAAUACCAUCGCCAGAGCUGAAGGUCUACACCACCACCAUCACCAGAGCUGAAGGUCUACGCCACCAUCGCCAGAGCUGAAGGUCUACAAUACCAUCGCCAGAGCUGAAGGUCUACACCACCACCAUCACCAGAGCUGAAGGUCUACGCCACCAUCGCCAGAGCUGAAGGUCUACAACGCUGCUGCCACCAGAGCUGAAAUCUCUCUAAGUUAAUGACUAACCCCCCCUCACCCCUUGGCAAACACAAUAAAACAUGGUCAUUUGUGGA